AUGACCCGGAAGGGCCAGCCAAAGGUUCGGACCGGCUGCCUGACCUGCAAGUCACGCAAGGUAAAGUGCGAUGAGGCAAAACCGGCGUGCGCGCGGUGCACCGGCACCGGCCGCAAGUGCGAGGGUUAUGCCGUCGUCGUCCCCAGCAACCGGGCCAUCGCCCGUGCCCGCUCGCGCACCACGAGGCUGCGAGACGCGCUCGCGCAGGCCAGGGCCGGGUGGGAGUCCGAGUCGGAGCUGGCUACCGUGGAGUACUUUGCCCGGGACGUCGGCCCCAACCUGCCGCAGAACUUUGAGAAAAGGUUCUGGUCCGACCUCGUGCCGCGCCUGAGUAAGUCGGAGCCCGCCGUGAGGCAUGCCGUGGCUGCCAUUGGCAGUCUUUUCCCGCAGCGAGGAGCCCCGAGUAACCCGAUCCAAGGAGCCACAAUCACCGACAGAGGAAGCGGGAACCCGCAAGCCGACGAGUACUACGGCAAGGCUCUGCGGCUGAUGGCCAACAAGGUCGCGCCGGAGAGGGGAUUUGAGGAUUCGGGCCAGACGGUAGUAACCAUUACCAGGACAACAACAACAACAACGAGAAACGACAGCAAGUCCUUUGGAGGCAUCUCCGCCUCCGUUGGUUCACCUAGCAACCGUUCAUCCCCGAGUCUGUCAUCGGCCGGACCGUCUUCCGCCAUUCAGUCUCCAGCGGCUCUGACGCCGGGCAUCUCGAGCAUCCUGGAGCUCGCAGAGACUGACCGGCCAGAUACCCUUCCGUCGACGAAUCCCUUCACAUCACCCCAGACCCAAGUCGACGACGGCGACGACGAUAUGAUGCAACCCAACGACGUGGACAUUGUCCUCUCCUGCUGCGUACUCUUCAUCGCCACGGAGUUCUUACGAAAGAGCUUCGCCGCCGCGAUGCAACAUCUCGCCAGCGGCAUCAACAUCCUCAACAACGUCGACUACGACGAGCUGGACCAAGACACCCUAGACGAAAUCGUCCCCAAAUUCCACCGCUUAAGCAUCAUCCAGCUAUGCUACUACGACAAGCCGGGCUUCCCCUCACUCAACCUCCAGCACGGCCUCGGAUCCAGGUACAACCUGGGGCCCUUUGACAAGAGCAACAGCAUCUACCUACCCAAACGCGCCGUCGACCCGAUACUGCUCGAUGCCAUACGAUAUAUACGGUCGGCGGACCCCGAAUCGCAGACCGACUCCCGCCUCGCCUCAAAGGGGCCCGUCAUGGCCGAGGAGCAGAAGCACAUUUGCGCGUCCCUCGACAGGUGGCACGCCGCCUUUCUCGCCUUUGUCGAGUUCCCCCGCAAAGACACCGACGACCCGCCGUUGCCGAAGCACAAGGGCCUCCUCUGCGCCGAGACGGAGAUGAAGUACCACGCAGCCAAGAUUUGCAUCAGCGUCUGCCGCUCCCACGACGAGUCCGUGUACGACUGCUUCAAGGAGAAUUUCGGGCGCAUCGUCACGCUGGCGCGGUUGAUACUGGACAGCUGCCCCGACGACGUGGGCGACGGCGCCGCGCCACACGAACAAACACACACACAAGACUUUACGUUUGACUUCAAGACGAGCUACCUCUCGCUCAUCGAGUUCGUCAUUGUCAAGUGCCGCUGGCUCGAUAUCCGGUACCAGGCGUGGCUCAUUGCCUGGGAACUCGCAACAGGGCGGAGGGAGCCGGUGACGCUGGGCCACAAUAACCUGCACUAUGUUGGCAAGCGGAUGAUUGAGCGGGAACACAACGUCAGCAUCGACGAGGUGACGCGGGAGACGGCCAGUCUAUUUUCAUUACCUGCCGAGGAGAUGCGCGUCAAGGACUACGCUACCGAUGCCCGGUUCGCAGACCUGGUUGUAAAAGCCAACAACAACAGAGACACGGCGUCGUCGUCGUCAACGUCGACGACGUCGGCUGCCGCGGUACAGGUCCCAUAUACCCAACGUCUGCUGCUACGCUGCGGGAGCUGCGAGCUGGACCAGCUUGCCGGUUGGAUGGAGGGUUACGAAUUUUCAGGGAGGGAGAAGUGA
Messenger RNA from Colletotrichum orchidophilum, 2019 nucleotides. RefSeq lists its product as uncharacterized. Bases 1 to 2019 code for a protein of 672 amino acids. Gene Ontology annotation, molecular function: DNA-binding transcription factor activity, RNA polymerase II-specific; zinc ion binding. The record is from RefSeq and is a predicted model, not a curated record. The transcript has 2 exons. NCBI's taxonomy places the organism in Eukaryota, Fungi, Ascomycota, Sordariomycetes, Glomerellales, Glomerellaceae. Gene Ontology annotation, biological process: regulation of DNA-templated transcription.